UCCCCCCUGUCAUCACCUCCGUUCCCCUCCUGCCAUCACCUCCCUUCCCCCUCUGCCAUCACCUCUCAUCCCCCCCUGCCAUCACCUCCCUUACCCCCCUGCCAUCACUUUGCUUCCCCCCCUGCCAGCACCUCCCUUCCCCCCCUGCCAUCACCUCCCUUCCCCCUCUGCCAUCACCUCUCAUCCCCCAUGCUAUCAUCUCUCAUUCCCCCCAGUCAUCACCUCUCAGUCACCUGCCAUCACCUCCCUUUCCCCCUCUGCCAUGACCUCCCUUUACCCCCUGCCAUCACCUUCCUUCCCCUUCUGCCAUGACCUCCCUUCCCCCCCUGCAACCACCUCCCUUUACCCCCUGCCAUCACCUCUCAUCCCCCCUCUGCCAUCACCUCUCAUCCCCCCCUGCUAUCACCUCUCAUCCCCCCUCUGCCAUCAACUCUCAUCCCCCCUCUGCUAUCACCUUCCCCUUCCCCUAUUCCCCCGCACAUACCCCCCCUCUCCCACGCUUCCCCUCCCAGCGACUGCCAAUGAGGCAAUGGCCGUGUUUCAGUCCGCUGACCUGCCGUUUAUCAUCCACGAGGCCCUUUCAGCAUCCCCAUCCCCUCUUCAUCCCC
Messenger RNA from Closterium sp. Naga37s-1, 608 nucleotides. Lineage: Eukaryota; Viridiplantae; Streptophyta; Zygnematophyceae; Desmidiales; Closteriaceae. The record is from the annotation of a GenBank genome assembly.